AUGUUUAAAAUAUUGAUGUUUUGUUCAUUUGUUGUUGGUUGUAGAUCUCAAGUAAGUUUUACAGUAAAGUUAAGAGGAACUGUUGCUUAAAAUUGUAUUACAAAUACAUACAAUAGAACUAAAGACUUCGUUAGGGGAAAAGUUAAAUAUAGUAAAUCUAAUCUCCCCCUAGAGCAAAUUCAAAAAAAACAUUUCACGGGUUUUACUUUAUUCCACCUUAUCUUAUCCUAUCUUACUUUUUUUUAAUUUGUAUGGUAAAAUACGGUGUAUACCAGCUACUUUUUUCUAGGACUUACUGAAACUAUUAUUUAAAAAAUAUUAUAGCAAGAAAUUAUUAUAUUAACUAAUAUGUAUUAUAUAUUCAAAAAAAUUAAAAUUUACUUUCAGUUCCAGGACAAUUUUGUUACCGAUGACGUUUUGGAAAAUACAGUAACCACAAAUGUGCAGGAACAGUUCUUUGAGCAACGAAAAGAUCACUUUGUCAAUCCUGACCAAACUGGAACGUUUGGACAGGUAAAAAGACUUUUUUUCUAUUUAUAUUAUUGAUUGACUAGUCUUUAGUAUUGAUCUAUAUGAUUGUGAUAGUGCUACACAGUCAGUAAAGAGUUUUUCUGAAGAAGUGGACAAAAAAUUAUGGGUUGACUAGAGUAAAACGAGUCUUACUAUAGUUUCAUUUUUUUUAUUUUCAGCGAUAUUUUGAAAACCUACAGUACUUCAAACCGUAUGGGCCGGUCUUCUUUAUAUUAUCAGGAGAAGGUGAAGCUCAACCUGAUUAUGUUGAAGCUGAAAGAACUUUUCUUUCUCAACUUGCUCAGAUUUACGGUGGAGCUUUGUUAAUAUUGGAACAUAGGUACUAUGGAAAGAGUGUUCCGACUGGGUGAGUUUUGGGCUUUACUGAAGUUUAUUUGUUGUUUUAUGUAAUGAAUAUUGUUAUAGGUGGCUUACAGCGACUUUUUGGUGUAUAUUAUAUUAUCUUUUUGACUUUUUGUUGCUAUUUAUGCUUACCACAGCUAACAGUUACUACCUUUUCAGAAACUAUUCAAAAUACGAGUUUCUAUCCUCAAAGCAAGCCAUAGAAGACGCUGCUUACUUCGUGAGAACGUUGAAAGAACAGCCACGAUAUUUUAAUUCACCUUUCAUUGUAAGUGGCUGUUCUUAUUCUGGAUCGUUGGCUACAUGGUUGAGGGCACGACAUCCAACUUUGACUACUGGCGCUGUGGCCUUCUCUGCCCCUCUUGAGGUUCAACUUGACUUUGAGGGUAAGUUCUCAAGCUUUGUUUUUCAAGUAGUCCUAUCUUUUAUUGCCUUGAUCUAGCCCUGAUCUGCCUAUUGCCCUUCCCUGGCCUGGCUUCGCCCUGGCCUUGCCUUGCCUUGCCUUGCCUUGCCUUGGCUUGCCUUGCCUUGCCUUGCCUUGCAACCUACACUAUCUUGCCCUAAGCUAUCUUGUCUUACUUUACUGUGUUUUACCCUUUUUACUCUGAACUGGCUUACCCAGAUUUGUCGUACUCUACCAUGUCCUGCCUUGCCUUACUUUAUCUUGACUUUUCUUGGCUUGCUCUACUUUACCUUAUCCUGCUUUGUCUUGUAUUGUUCUGUCUUGUUUUUCUUGUCUGACCCUGGUAUAAAAUUUGAAACGAAAUAUACCGUAACAUUUAGAGUACAAAUCAGCAGUAUCGGACAGUUUAUGGAGGAUAAGUGAGCCAUGUGCUGGUCGUUUACGUGACGCUUUGGACUUGUUGAAUGCUGAACUUCAACUUGAUUUGGACAGUCGGACUGACACUUUGAACAACUUGAAGUUGGGGUUUGUAUUUGAUGAUUCUGUCUGAUAUAAUUUGAUUUUAAAAAUUAUUUUAGUUAAUAUUGUUCACAUUUUAGUAAAGUUUUGAAUUAAAACUUGCAUUUUCAGCACAGAAAACCUAACAACUUAUGAGCCAGAAGCGGUUCGAGAACGACUGUUGACUGAGAUUUUGUUUGUAAUGGGUGGGAUGCUACAAACACGUACUCAAGAUGACAUACGAACAAUUUGUCGUGACAGGGUGGAGAAUUUACGGUAUUUUAAAAAUUUUAUUUUACGAGUUAUAUGACCUUGUUAUAAGGUUUACUGACCUUGUUAUAUGUUGUUAUCCACUUAUCAUAACCUUCAAUAACCUGGUAAUAAGCUUUUUAAAUUUAAAACUUUAAUCUUAUAGGUACCCCCUCCUAGAAGUCCUAGGCCAUUUGUUUCAAAACAAGACCAACUUCGAAGACUCUGGCUACGACCUCAAUGGAUGGUCGUAUCAACUCUGUAAUGAGUUUGGCUGGUUCGUAGCAUCAGCUGAAGUUGAUGACGAUCCCAACGAUUGGCCAAAUCUUUUCAAUUUCAAUGUCAGUUUAGAGAACGCUUCCGGGUUUUGUCGCGCAAUUUUUGGCGACGAGUUUGUGAGCGAUGAGAUACGAAGGAAGGUGGCCGAGACAAGGGAUUACUAUGGUGGACGAAGGGAAUUGAAUGUAAGGUUGUUUUAGUUGGGUUAUGAAUAUCAUAUCCUGUCCUACCCUACCCUACCCUACCCUACCCUACCCUACCCUACCCUACCCUACUCUAUCCUACCCUACCCUACCCUACCCUACUCUAUCCUACCCUACUCUACCCUACCCUACCUUACCCUACCCUACUCUACCCUACCCUACCCUACCCUACCCUACCCUACCCUACCCUACCCUACCCUACCCUACCCUACCCUACCCUACCCUACUCUACCCUUACCCUACCCUACCCUACCCUACCCUACCCUACUCUAUCCUACCUUACCCUACCCUACUCUACCCUACUCUACCCUUACCCUACCCUACCCUACCCUACCCUACCCUACCCUACCCUACCCUACCCUACCCUACCCUACCCUACCCUACCCUACCCUACUACUCUAUCCUACCCUACCCUACUCUAUCCUACCCUACCCUACCCUACCCUACCCUACCCUACCCUACCCUACCCUACCCUACCCUACCCUACCCUACCCUACCCUGCCCUACCCUACCCUACCUUACCUUACCCUACCCUACUCUACCCUACUCUACCCUUACCCUACCCUACCCUACUACUCUAUCCUACCCUACUCUAUCCUACCCUACCCUACCUUAUUGUACUGUACCUUAUUCUAGCUUAACUUAUGUUUCUUGUUCUUACUCUAUCUUAUCCCAUCAUACCUUAUGUUACUGUACCUUAUCCUACUCUGUUAUACUUUACUCUGUCUUAUUCUACCUUACUUUACUCAACCCUCAACCCUACCUUAUGCUAUUCUACUUUACUUAACCCUACUUUGCACUGUUUUUUCCUAGUUGGUCUGACCUAUCUUUAGUGUUACUCAGAGUGAUAAGUUAAAUUUAAUUUAAAAAUUUUGUGUAAAGAUAGACGGUAACUUAUUUUACAGUGUAAAAUUUAUUUAAAUUUUAAACUUUUGCCUAAUUUUAGUUCAACUUAAAACGUUUUUUCAUUAACAAUUUAUAAUUUUAGGUAACAAACGUGCUGUUCGUUGAAGGAGAGAACGACCCCUGGAGGCCAUUACAAAUGGAAAGUCAGUUCAUCAAAAGGAACAAUGUUCUAGUCAUCAUAAAAGGUAUAGGUUGUGCUUAUAUUAUAUGACAACUAUGAGUACAUCUACCCUCUCUCCAGAAAAGUUUCUAAUAACAACCCCUUCAGGCGGCACCCACUGCGAAGGCAUGUUCCCAAGCUUUCAACCGGAAAUUCGAAACGCCCAAAGCAUAAUCCACUCAAAAGUAUUGGACUGGAUUGGUCUACCAAAUCCGACGGAUCAAAGACUACAAAAAGGCUACUACAAUAACCCUUCGAAUGGUUAUAGUAAGCAGUUUAGUGAUAACAAGGUAACGGCCAAUCAACCCGCUCAAAUCUACGGUUUCCCUUGGCUUUUCGUACCUGUUUAUGGAUGA
Bursaphelenchus okinawaensis is the source of this 3927-nucleotide messenger RNA. NCBI's taxonomy places the organism in Eukaryota, Metazoa, Nematoda, Chromadorea, Rhabditida, Aphelenchoididae. The record is from the annotation of a GenBank genome assembly.